GUUAAAUGCAUUGUCAGUCAUUGAAAAGAUGAAAUAAAGCUCUAGAUAUAUAUAAUCUGUUCGAGCACAAAGGAUUCAGCUAAUGGAAAGAAAGAAUAUUCGAUGCGAGUUGUAUAUUCGGCAAAUUCACACGUUCGGAACAAAAAAGGUGACAUUUUCUAACAUUUUGUUUUUAUUGGCCGCACUAUGAAGAAAGGACCUUUUCUAAGGAGUGUUCUGGUGCGCAAGCGCAUGGAAAAAGGAGAACUGAAAUACACCAUCGUCGAAUCUACCGUUCAAUCUGUCAACGAAUGAAGAAGUAAUUUGCAAGUUUGCGGAAUUCACUAAACACACAGUGCGCUAUGCGAUGAGUGGAUCCUCCGUUCCGCUACAGGAUGCACCUGCCGAAAUGAACAGACAAAGCAGAACGGCAGCUGGGCAAGCGUAAACAAAAUUGGUAUAGUGCAACAGUCCAACAAACGACAUGAAGCGACAAAACAUUCGCACACUUUCGCUCGUUGUGUGCACAUUCACUUAUCUAUUGAUAGGGGCAGCCGUAUUUGAUGCACUGGAAUCAGAAACCGAAGCUCGACGAUGGGAGUUUUUAAAAAGCGUAAAGGCGAACUUUGUCGCUAAGUAUAAUAUCACACCGGAGGAUUACCAUAUGAUCGAAAUAGUGAUCACGGAAAACAAACCGCACAAAGCGGGACCCCAGUGGAAGUUUGCCGGUGCCUUCUACUUCGCCACGGUUGUCCUAGCCAUGAUUGGUUACGGCCACUCGACGCCGGUCACUAUCGGCGGGAAGGCGUUCUGCAUGGCGUACGCGAUGGUCGGCAUUCCGCUGGGGCUCGUCAUGUUCCAAAGCAUUGGCGAACGUUUGAACAAGUUUGCCUCGGUUGUAAUUCGCCGCGCGAAAAAAUAUCUGCGCUGCCAGCAAACGGAAGCUACCGAGAUGAACCUGAUGCUUGCAACGGGAUUACUUUCGUCGGUUAUUAUUACGACCGGAGCGGCUGUGUUUUCACGCUACGAAGGAUGGAGCUAUUUCGACAGCUUUUACUACUGCUUUGUAACACUGACGACGAUCGGCUUCGGUGACUAUGUGGCGCUACAAAACGACCAAGCACUAAUCAACAAGCCUGGCUACGUAGCGCUCAGUUUAGUCUUCAUUCUCUUUGGGCUUGCGGUGGUAGCGGCCAGCAUUAACCUGCUGGUACUUAGAUUCAUGACCAUGAAUGCCGAAGAUAUUCGACGCGAGGAAGCUGAGAUGCAAUCUUCGGUCGAUGGGCUGACAACGUACGAAUGUGAAUCGACCGGAAAGCUGCUUUCCUGUGCGAAUCUGAACUACUGUUCCGAGAUCGAGGAGGAAGACACAUCGGUCUGUUCGUGCACUUGUCUCGGGGGCAACAGUUUCACUACACACGAGCACGAGUUUUUACUUGAUCAGGGAUAUCAUCCUGCCGAUAUCAUUACAAGUACUAUCAGCCUUAAGCGCAUGUCGAUCUAAUUAGCAAACUCCAACAAUUACAGCAAUACACACCAGCAAAGAAAGUAUUUAGAUAGAGCAAAAAAAAAAAGGACAAUGAGAUGAGAACCGCGGUGAUGUUUUGCUUUUCGCAUAUUUCAUGCAGGAUGUCCAGGUAGAGUUGUAGCUAGAAUCGAAAAAGGUUUUUCCAUUUCGUUCGUGCCAAAAAGUGUUACCACCAUGUGUCCAAAACGAUUUUUUACUUUAUCAUUAUAAUUUUCUCUUCAUUACAAUUUUUUUUUUCCUAUAUAAAAUCCAUUUAAUUAGAGUAACUGCUCCAGUUUUCGACAGGUGUUUAAUUAAAGCCAAAUUAUACACAAAUGCGAUAUAAGAUGAAGCCAAACGAAGUUUGAAGACUUAAAAACCAAUAGAAUUUCUCCAAAUAUGAUGUUUCGCAGCAUUUACAUCAAUAUUUACUAAAAUAUCGCAAUUCUCAUAGUGUUAACGAAAUUUCGUUCAAAUUACGGUCAGUCGAUAAUUCGGCAGGCACUGGAAAUUAGAAGUCAGUGCAUAAAACAAUUGAGUUUAGAACUUUUCUGAAAGAUAAAAUGGUUUAAAAAUUUAUACUCUUUCUAACUCUUUUUUUAUCUCUCUUAUUCUGCACCCCGUCACUAAACGCUUAGCAAUUGUCGCGUUUGUGAACGCGAUUUAGAUUUUUUUUUUCAAAACUCCAUAUAAAAAAUGUGUUUUUGCACGUACAAAAUAUACGUGUAUUUUCAGCGAAAAAACGUAACGGCGUAAAGCGUAAUUGCGGCCAGGAUAGCUCGAUUUUGCUAGCAAUAAGAAGGUAAACAAAUACAAAUUCAAAAAUUA
Molecule: messenger RNA, 2314 nt
Organism: Anopheles funestus (African malaria mosquito)
Lineage: Eukaryota; Metazoa; Arthropoda; Insecta; Diptera; Culicidae
Gene: Task7
Product: potassium channel subfamily K member 9
Exons: 5
Coding region: 464-1483 (339 amino acids)
Biological process (GO): potassium ion transmembrane transport; stabilization of membrane potential
Cellular component (GO): membrane
Molecular function (GO): potassium ion leak channel activity
Source: RefSeq, a predicted model, not a curated record